AUGAAAUUUGAGGGGGGGAGUCGUACUGAAAUUUUAUUUUACAAUUCCAUUCUUGCAUUUUUUCUCAAUGAUCAACAUUCCUCGUCAUUCCAUAUCAUUGGCAAGCAGUUGCAAAUUAAAUACUUGCGCUUAGUCCGCAUCCUAUGUUCCAUUGAACUUCUGCGUGCCGCAGGAGAUCAGGGUCUUUCGGGAAAUUGUUCCACGAAUGAAGAAUGCCGGAAGACGGGAGGCAAUGCCUUCAUCCAGUACCGUUCGAAAUCCAUGCUGAGCAAAGACUUUGAAGGGCCUGUCUCCUGGGUAGCCGGGCCUUUCGGUGAUUGCAUUCGUGCUUGUCCUGGCUCGAGGCGCGCAUUCGGAAACAAGCCUGCCUUUCAGAAGCGUGAGGUGAAGUGCUACUCACUAAAUGCUGAACAGCUUGAUGAUCACGAAUGUGGGCAUUUGAUGAAGCCUCGGAAGUACAAGCGUUGCCACUGCGGAGUCCUUUCGUGCCCCAAAGAGUGCAGCGACUGUGAUGAAGAAGACGAACCCAGUGGCAACUCAGAAUUUGGAGAAAGCCGGGACAGUGAGUUUGAGUUGGUCGGCUGCUUUCCACUAGGCGACGGCGACGUCACUGGUGAAACAGAAGAGGCAGCGGACUUCAAAUGCCGAGACUGGACCGAUGACAGCGCUGCAUGUCGAAGCGGUUUGCCGUUCUACCGUUUGCAAACGAACCACGACAUGACACCAGAGCUUUGCUUUGAAUUUUGCAUCGGUGCUGGAUUGGAUCUGUUUGGUUUGGUGGGUGAAGAGUGUCGCUGUGGUGCCUCCCUGCUCAACAAAGACGUGUGGCAGAUGGCGGCUCCACGAACGACGGGCCUAUUGCUACCAUUGGCCAAGCAGCUUCCCGACACAGAAAUGCAAUGCCCUGUUCGUGUCUACCGGUGGAUUGGUCCUUUCGUUUCAGGGGGCUCUGUGCCCGAGCACUUGCAAAUGUUGCAUGUUGGCAACACCAUCUACGUGGAUUCCAUUGUUACUGGAACCGACAUUUCUGAAGAACAGGAGGAAGACGGAAAGAUCCCACCGGAGUUACUUCAGAAGUUCGAUGCCGAGAGCCAACAGAUCCAAAAAGAGCGCGCGGCUUCAGGAAAAGAAGACCCUAUGUGGGACAGGCCAUGUGACGAUGACGAUGGUUGCCAAGCGGCAAGGCCGUGGAUCGAACGCACCACUGUAGCUCCAGAAGGCAUGCUCAGCCAAUGGCAAGAGUAUGUCAUGGUGCGCUACAAGUUUGAUGUUGGUGUUGAUGACACUCGCAAGGAAGCUUUCCGUGCAGCAGCAGCAGACUGGCGCACGCACACCUGCAUCGCAGUGGUGGAGGAUGAUAACGCGGCAUAUCCUUACAUCCUGGUGGGCAUCUAUGCUGAAGGAAGCUGUUGGGCCUACUUGGGACGACCUUCGACUUACCACAAGAUCAACCUGGGAUGGUGCAAAACCAUGAGCCACAAAGGAUCAAUGGUUCAUGAACUUGGCCAUGGUUUGGGCGUCAACCAUGAGCAAAAGCGUGCUGAUGGGUCGCAACAAUACCAUGGCAAGGGACCACACCUUGAGAUGUUUUGGCAGAACACUGAGUCAUGGGGAAGUCAGUACACCCCUGCCGUCAAUACCUACAUCGGUUCUGCACAUGAUGGUGGAGACGAUCCUCAAAUUGGCUAUGCUCCGUAUGACUUUGAAAGCAUUAUGCACUACUUUCGACAGCGAAAUGCCGACCGCACUGUCAACGACGGCUGGUACUUCAACACCAUUCCAUCGUCUGCCCAGAGCCUCGUCGGGCAACGCCAUGCCUUGUCUGCAGGGGACAUCAAGCAAGCUUUGGACGCGUAUCGAUGCAGAGCACCAGCCCCUACAACGACUACCACAACUACAACGACUACAACUACCACAACAACAACUACUACAACCACAACCACCACAACGACAACUACCACAACCACAACCACCACAACGACAACUACCACAACCACCACAACGACAACUACCACAACCACCGCAACCACAACCACAGUUCCAACUACAACAGCGACUACAACUACGACCACAACUACGACCACAACUACGACCACGACUACGACCAUGGCCACGACUACAACCACUACGACCACAACCACCACGACUACCACGACUACCACCACGACUACCACCACGACAACCACCACGACAACAACCACCACCACCACCACCACCACCACAACCACAACAACAACCACAACAACAACCACAACUACCACCACAACUACCACUACAACCACCACUACAACCACCACUACAACCACCACCACCACCACCACCACCACCACUACCACCACAACCACUACAACAAUUGCGUCUUCGACCGCAACGCUGGAAGCGCGCGAAGUCACGCUCAACACUCAAUCAUGGGUCAGCGUUGACUUCACCCAGCCUUUUGCGGAAGUUCCAGUGGUGGUUGUGACGCCAACCGAGUCAGGCUGCCCAUGCACACACACACACAGAAUCAGUGUUUUGGAAGACAGUGCCUGA
Cladocopium goreaui is the source of this 2532-nucleotide messenger RNA. NCBI's taxonomy places the organism in Eukaryota, Dinophyceae, Suessiales, Symbiodiniaceae. The record is from the annotation of a GenBank genome assembly.